AAAAUGGAGGCUGAGUUGAGGAUUCGGAACGCGAUCGAAACCGACGUGGAGGAGAUUUACAGAAUCCACACUGAAGCCAUCAAAAAGAAGUGUUCUACUCGCUAUGGCGCGGAAGAUGUUUCUGCUUGGGUUGCUAGACAGGAAAAAGCGAAGUAUCUACCUUUUAUAGUAGCGAAUGAAAUCAUAGUAGCAGAGAUCGCUCAGAGCAGAAGAGUUGUGGGGUUUGGCCAUCUAACUGCAGAUACAGGAGCAGAUUCUGACGAAACUGCUGAUGGAAAAGCUAUGCAGAUCAGGGGACUCUUUGCUGAUCCUGACUGCGGUGUUAAGGGGGUGGGAACCGCGCUGGUAAAGGAACUCGAGAACAGAGCAAAGGAAUUUGGAGCCGUGCGCGUCAAGGUGAACUCUUCUCUAAAUGCUGUUGAAUUUUACAAGAAAUGUGGUUUCUUCGCACUCGACAUUACACGCCAUCAGAUAUCAGAGCAAUCUUGUCUGCAAUGUCAAAAAAUGAUAAAAUACUUGUGACCUCGGGAGCAUGAUGUUUGUGUGACUAUUAACGUGACGGAAAAGGAAAGUCACUGAAAUAGCUGCUUCUCUGUCCUCUUUGGCAAGACAAUACCAUUUCAUGAUUAUGCCUUGAUUUUCGAAGUUAACAUUGUUGAUUUUAAACCUCAUCCAUAGACAUAUGAUCUAACAGUUUUCAUCUCAGAAUUUGUUAGUUUUGACAGCUAAAGUCAACAUGAAUAUGAACAAUUGUGCUCGGAGAAUGAAUUUUCAUCAUUUUCAAAGUUACCAGCUCCAGACCUCCGUCGAGUUGUUAUCUCUAUUUGGCUCAUCUGAGACAACAGAUAUGGAGCUAGCGUAUAGGUUAUAUGCCCUCCUUUCAGCGUGAUUUGGAGCAGAAACGUAUGUCCACUUUACUCUUUAAAAUUAAAACAAAUUUUUCAUUUACUAAAAAAUUGCAAACUUGAAGCCGGGACAUUGCUAGCUCGAUCCAGACGAUUUGGCUUAUAUAAGACAUCAGACAUGCAACUAACGUAUAGUUUAUAGGCUUAGUUUAACUCUUAGGGUAAUAAAUGGUCACAUCUUUUUUGGACUUUUUUUUAUAUCAAUCUACAAAACUAUUUUCAAAACUAACGGUGCUUGCGGUACUGUUAUAAUCACUGUUUGCAACACAGACAAUACUUACAAAGCUAACAUCAUUUGCAACACUAACAUUAGUUAAGUACUAAUAGCACUUGUUUGAAUACUAAUCUUAUUUUA
Molecule: messenger RNA, 1260 nt
Organism: Pocillopora verrucosa
Lineage: Eukaryota; Metazoa; Cnidaria; Anthozoa; Scleractinia; Pocilloporidae
Product: probable acyltransferase FabY
Molecular function (GO): acyltransferase activity, transferring groups other than amino-acyl groups
Source: RefSeq, a predicted model, not a curated record